This is a messenger RNA of Kogia breviceps (pygmy sperm whale), 1988 nucleotides long. RefSeq names its product ubiquitin conjugating enzyme E2 W (gene UBE2W). NCBI's taxonomy places the organism in Eukaryota, Metazoa, Chordata, Mammalia, Artiodactyla, Physeteridae. The record is from RefSeq and is a predicted model, not a curated record.
AUGCUGGGCCCCCGCGGCGUGACGCAAGCACGGCAGCUCCGCCCCCUGCGUCUCUGGCCUCGCCGGUCUUGUGGGGGGGAUGGUUCUAUCAUGGCGUCAAUGCAGAAACGACUACAGAAAGAACUGUUGGCUUUGCAAAAUGACCCACCUCCCGGAAUGACUUUAAAUGAAAAGAGUGUUCAAAAUUCAAUUACACAGUGGAUUGUAGAUAUGGAAGGUGCACCAGGUACCUUAUAUGAAGGGGAAAAAUUUCAACUUCUAUUUAAGUUUAGUAGUCGAUAUCCUUUUGACUCUCCUCAGGUCAUGUUUACUGGUGAAAAUAUUCCCGUUCAUCCUCAUGUUUAUAGCAAUGGUCAUAUCUGUUUAUCCAUUCUAACAGAAGACUGGUCCCCAGCGCUCUCAGUCCAAUCAGUUUGUCUUAGCAUUAUUAGCAUGCUUUCCAGCUGCAAAGAAAAGAGACGACCACCAGAUAAUUCUUUUUAUGUUCGAACAUGUAACAAGAAUCCAAAGAAAACAAAAUGGUGGUAUCAUGAUGAUACUUGUUGAUGCCACUGUUAUCAUCCUCCUAGCAGAAGAUAGUCCUACUGAGAAAAUGAGCACUUUGAUCAUUCAGUCUUUGAACUUUAACGUUUGACUGGAAGUGACCUAUAGGCAAUGAAGACUACUUCCUUUUACUGCAUUUUUACUCGUGUGCAUUCUGGGCGCAUGUUGAUCGCUGGUUCAGUCCAGGCAACUGACAUGCUUUUAUUAGUCAUACAGUAUUAAUGCAGGUGUCAGGAAAUGUCAAAUAUAAUUCCAUUUUUUAUUUUUAUUUUUUUAAGCUUUUGGAAAAGUUCCAGGUCCUCAUGUAUUGUGCAAUAACAAUGACUUCCUUGGCGGUUUUGGGACGUUCAUUGCCGGCAAUGGACGUUGUAACAGGAAAAAUUUUCAUUAACUCCUGCCACCCAAUGAUUAAUGCAUGAUAGGGCCUAUGAAAUGAACUUAUCAGUUAGAGUGGGAUUAUAAAUAAAGUGAGGGAUCCAAUAUUACUUUGAAAGUCACCCCAACUGCUUAUAUUUGGAUUCUAUGCACUGUGAACCUAAGGUUAACAGCAUGAAUUAACAUGCGUCUUUAAAGGACUGUAAUGAAAGAUCAUUGCGUAUUUAUUGAAUUGUUUAUAUCUGCUGUCAAAUUGUUUUGACAUGGAUAGUUUUCAAGUGACAUUGGCAGAGAGGUACAAUAUGUUAUCCCUAUGGUGAAAAUGAAUUCAUUUGUUGUAUAUAGUUCCUCAGUCUCUGAAGUAAAGGUGUGAGUAAUAUAGGGUAUGAAUGGUUUAAUCAAGGCUUUAUUUUGGAAGUAAGAAAAAUGGCAGUGACGAGUAAACUGCUGCAGUCCAUGAAUUGGGCUUGUCGUUUGUACGUGAACGAUUUUCCCCGGCAGAUGACACUCUGCUACUUCCUGCUAGCCGUCAGCAUGAGCCCUGCUGCCUCGACACUAUUUCAUUUAUUUGUGUUCGGAAAAUCCAUAAACAUUUUUGUUUGCAGUUUUGUUUCUUUUGUUAUGUUAAGUCAAGUUUGAAUGUUACAGUACUUUAAUUGAAAAACUUUUGUCAAUUUUUUUCUUGUAAAUUUUCUUUACUUGUAAGUAUCAUCUUGUCCUUCAAUCCUGUACCCUAAAAUAAGAAAUACAUUUUUGACAGAGGCUUAAUGUUUUAACAAAAGAGUGUGGACAUUUUUAUUUUAAAAUUUAGGCAGAAGUACACUAUAGAAUGAUAUGUUUGCUUAUUUGUCUCACACAACCAUACAGUUUUGUUCUGGAGGGAUUUGUUUUGUUUUGCUUUGUUUUGUUAUUUAAGACUUUGCUUACAGCUAGAUAACAUUUUUCUAUAGGAAAAAAAAAAUUGAAAGGUCCAACUCUCAAUACCAUGUAAGUUAAUGAUACUGCAACUAGGUUCUCUUUUUAAAAAGCAAUUAAUGUAUUUUAUAAAUUACCUUUUCACAUAUGCAAAA